UGAUACAAGCUUUGUAUAAUUGUCUUAUCAUUUUGUAGCUGACGUAACGGAUGAAACCAUGGAGCUCUCGACAAUCAUUCAAGUGAUGACGACUAUGGUCUCUAGUCAAGUCGCGAGUUCGAUAAUCAUGACAGCUAAACAGACGUGCGAACGCUACUUUUGGGGCCCUAAAUGCUCCUUGACAUGUUACAACUGUGAAUCAGACUGUAACAAGGUCGAUGGCAGUUGUCAGAAAUGCAAGUCCGGUUUUAAGAACCCAGAACGCUCCUGUGAAACGGCGUGUGAAAAACACGAAUAUGGCAUCAACUGCCUCGGAGACUGUUAUAAAGUGUGUGGGGCGGACUGUGUUGAUAAUGUGACUGGUCGCUGUCCAGAAUCUCUAGAAGAUACCUUAUGGUCUUCGCUCCUGGUCAUCUUAAUGUUUGGGUUACUAAUUGCAACCAUUAUUGUCUACAUACCAGCUAACCCAUGCUCAAAAUACAGACUACAGCACAUUAUCAAAGAGUGCAAACGGAAGUUUAUCAAGGAGGACCGUGUCAGCAGCAGGGAUGUCUCCAGCUCUGUCCAAGCUGUGGAAACCCCUUUUCCCCCGGUCAGCAAUAGCCGGGUUCGUUUCGACGCUGAUUCUGCUUCUGACAGCGAGGUCCCUGAGGAGAAAAAAACCGCUGUGAUGACCAUUUAAAAAGAACAACAGAGUACUCUCCCUUUCUUACCGCCAACGUAUGUUAGGUGCCACAUACAGCAGUGUUUCCCAAAGUGGGGUACGCGUGCCCCUCCCAGGGGUACGGGAAGACUUUGGAGGAGGUACGCGUUGCAUCUCAUUAACUAUGCAGAUUUUGGUCAAAUACCCAUUUA
Messenger RNA from Biomphalaria glabrata, 855 nucleotides. RefSeq lists its product as uncharacterized. Bases 59 to 682 code for a protein of 207 amino acids. The record is from RefSeq and is a predicted model, not a curated record. Lineage: Eukaryota; Metazoa; Mollusca; Gastropoda; Planorbidae. The transcript has 5 exons.